AUGCCCAAUUAUUCAUCCUCCCAUUUUUACAUUCCGGAUCUAUGGUAUUCUUCAUCACAAAUAACGGCUCAUUUCACUAACCCUUUACUUAUGAUCUGCUCUGGCUCCAGCUUUGAUCUUCUAAGACUUCUAGUAGCUUUAUUUCUGCCUUGGGGAGUCUGGAUUAUGUUAACGGCCACCAAACGCAUUGCUCAGAAUAUCUGGUCACCUAUUCCAGGGCCGAACCUUGCCAAGUUCAGCAACUUAUGGAUCCAGUAUAAUGUUCUGAGAGGUGUAGACUCUGGUCGGGUUUGGGAGACUAUCCAUAAACUACACCUAAAAUAUGGGCCCGUUGUCAGGAUAGCGCCGAAUAGUGUAUCGGUUUGUCAUCCAGAUGCGUUGCGGACAAUUUACCAUGGCCCACGCGGGUUGAAUGGGGGUGUCUUACUAUCAACUCUGCGCCAAUAUAACUCCGAAAACCUAGUCAGCACACUCAAUAGUGAUCUUCACUUUUCUCGGCGAAGACAUGUUUUCGGCUUGUAUUCUGCCUCGGUUGUCGCAGGGUCAGCCCACCAAGCAAUUUUCAGGACAUACAUUAACCAAUUCAUGGAAAGGAUCGAGAAUGAAACCUCCAGCUCACCGUCUAGGGUGACAAACGGGUUGGAAUGGAUAACAUGGCUCACUGGUGAUAUCAUGAUUCGCUUGGUAUAUGGGAAUGAACACAACAUUAGACUCCUGGCAGAUAAAGGGUCAAGAGACAUAAUGUCCGAACUUGUUCCUAGAACAAGUGCAUCUAACACUACCGCAUUAGAGGCAAUAGCAACGCUAUACCCAAGGGCUAUUUCACGAAUUCGUGCUUUUUUUCCUGAGAAAUCAGCGAUGGCAGAGUUUGGAAUGAGACAGGUAGAGGCCGCUCUAUCGAACAAAGCCAAACAAAAGGCAAGUGAAACAAAUGGAUCGCCCACCACACAUCUUAGUCGUCUUGUGGGACUUUUCCAUAGUGAAGGGCCUAGUCCUGAAAUACCCGACCAAAGAUAUAUUGCUAGCGAUUGCUUGGAUCAUUUCAUUGCUGGUACUCGGACGACGAACGAUUUUCUUGGUGCUAUGCUUUGGCGGCUCUCCCACCCUGAAAAUGAAGCUAGUCAAGAAAAACUCCGUCAGGAGCUUCAUGAGGCGGGCAUCAAGCCUGGGGAACAUCCAGACCUCUCGACCCUGCAAAAGCUUUCGUACUUAAACUGUGUCCUCAAAGAGACACUACGCACAAACCCACCAAUUCCGAUACAGCUGCCAAGAGUAGUGAAAGACGAUGAAGCCCUAACUGUGAUGGGAUUCAUGAUAGAACCCGGAGUAUGUCAUGAUCAUUCAAUUCAUACUCACGGUCUCUCAAACAUAGCUAACAUUGACGCUCUACAGACCAAUAUCGCAUCUCAAUCAUACACUCUUCACCAAGACCCUAACCCGUACCCAGACCCGGAGAAGUGGAAGCCAGAGAGAUGGGAAAUCUCCCCAAAAUCUGACGAAUACCGCCAGAUGCAGCGUUCAUUUUGGCCUUUCGGCUCUGGAGCGAGGAUGUGUACUGGAAUGAAGUAA
Trichophyton rubrum CBS 118892 is the source of this 1569-nucleotide messenger RNA. RefSeq lists its product as uncharacterized. The record is from RefSeq and is a predicted model, not a curated record. The coding region runs from base 1 to 1569 and encodes 522 amino acids. NCBI's taxonomy places the organism in Eukaryota, Fungi, Ascomycota, Eurotiomycetes, Onygenales, Arthrodermataceae. Gene Ontology annotation, molecular function: heme binding; monooxygenase activity; iron ion binding. The transcript is spliced from 4 exons.